Malassezia vespertilionis is the source of this 2625-nucleotide messenger RNA. RefSeq lists its product as uncharacterized. Gene Ontology annotation, molecular function: N-acetyl-gamma-glutamyl-phosphate reductase (NADP+) activity; L-glutamate N-acetyltransferase activity, acting on acetyl-CoA as donor; NADP+ binding. Gene Ontology annotation, cellular component: mitochondrial matrix; mitochondrion; cytoplasm. The record is from RefSeq and is a predicted model, not a curated record. The transcript has 3 exons. Bases 1 to 2625 code for a protein of 874 amino acids. Gene Ontology annotation, biological process: L-arginine biosynthetic process. NCBI's taxonomy places the organism in Eukaryota, Fungi, Basidiomycota, Malasseziomycetes, Malasseziales, Malasseziaceae.
AUGCGUGCAAUCCUGCCCAAGUCUGCAUUGCGACGAGCGACGCUUAGCGUGCGCACUUGCUCGAGCAUUCGAUGCAUGCAUAAGACGGCUACUGCACGCUCACCGAGUCCUGUAGCCACCGAUCUUGCACAUGAUAGGGAUACCAUCACGCGGCUCUUGUAUUCGCUCUCUUCACGUACGGAGGUCGAGCGCUAUCUGCGCAUCUUUAGCACUGCAAACAAGUUUGCAGUGCUCAAAGUUGGCGGCGCGAUCCUGACGAACCAGCUGGACGAGCUUGCGUUGAGUCUCACAUUCCUACACCGCGUCGGCCUCUACCCCAUUGUGCUUCACGGUGCGGGUCCGCAGCUGAACGAGAUUCUCGAGCGCGAGGGAAUAGAGCCGGACUAUGUCGACGGGAUCCGCAUCACCGACGCAAAGACACUCCGCGUCGCACGUCGCGUCUUCCUCGAGGAGAACCAGCGCCUUGUAGAGAAGCUCGAGUCGUUGGGAAGCCGCGCGCGCCCCAUUCCUCUUGGUGCAUUUAACGCAUCCUUUCUGGACCGCGAAAAGUACGGCCUUGUGGGCCGCAUCGAGCGCGUGGACAAGGAGCCGAUUGAGAGUGCCAUUCGUGCAGGCUAUCUGCCGAUUCUCACGAGCUUGGCAGUCUCGGACGAUGGCCAAAUCCUCAAUGUGAACGCUGACGUGGCUGCGAGCGAGCUUGCCAAGGUGCUUGAGCCACUCAAGAUUGUCUACCUCAACGAAAAGGGCGGUCUUGUCCACGGCGGCACCGGCGAGCUGAUCGAUGCCAUCAACUUGGACGAGGAGUACGACGACCUGAUGAAGCAGGAGUGGGUCAAGUACGGCACCAAGCUCAAACUGCGCGAGAUGAAGGAGCUGCUUGAUCACCUUCCGCGCACGUCCUCCGUCGCGAUCAUCUCUGUCGAUCAGCUCCAAAAAGAGCUGUUCACCGACAGCGGUGCCGGCACGCUUAUCCGCCGUGGGUACAAACUGUUCAAAAGCAACUCGAUAGAAGAGGUUGGUGCCGAGCGCCUGCGCGCCAUGCUGCGUGAGAAUGACGAAGAGGUGCGCGAGAACCGCAAAACGGUUGCGCAAAUCUUUUCGGAACUCUCGCGCUCCCCUUACACAAUCUACGGUGACGAGGCGCUUGAGUGCGUCGCGUUUGUAUCGCAUCCUCCCGGCGAGGUCCCGAUUCUCUCACGCAUGGUCGCGACGCGCACUGCCGUCAUGAACAAUGUCGUGGACAGUAUCUGGCACAUGAUUCGCAAGGACCACAAGCGCCUAGUGUGGACUUCGCGUGCCGACGACGAGAACCGCGCCUGGCACUUUGAGAAUGCCGACGGGAGCUUUACGCGCAACAGACGCUCCCUGUUUUACUACGGUAUCCAGGAUGUAGGCGAAGUGGAGCGGAUCAUGCGCUCCCUCGAGGACAACAACCGCGUCGAGCGUGCAUAUUUGCCUUUGAAUGCACGCAAACCCUCGAAUGUGCGUUCCUACUCCACCAUGUCUGCUAGCGCUGCGCGUCCCCAGCUUGCUUUGCGUGCGUACGCAAAGCUCGCUUCCACGCGUGGCUACGCAACGAGCACCGGACCAAAGCGCGUCGCACUCAUUGGCGCACGCGGCUUUACCGGCCGUUCCUUGGUCCAGCUGAUCAACGAGCACCCUUACCUCGAGCUUUCCCACGUCAGCUCGCGUGAGCUUGCAGGUUUGCCUUUGAACGACUACACCAAAGGCGACAUUUCCUACACCAACAUGGGCAUCGACGACCUCAAAAAGCUCGAGAGCGGCGAGGAGGGCGAUGCCCCGGAUGCAUACGUCAUGGCACUGCCCAACGGCGUCUGCAAGCCUUUUGUAGAUGCCGUUCGUGAAAGCGGUGCUGCGAAGCCGAACGGCCACGGCGUGAUUGUGGACUUGAGUGCAGACCACCGUUUUGAGAAAGAGUGGGUGUAUGGAUUGCCCGAAUUGUACAAUCGUGAUGCGUUGCGCAGCGCCAAGCUGAUCUCGAACCCCGGUUGCUAUGCCACCAACACGCAGAUGCUUAUUGCCCCGCUGCUUCCUUACAUGGACCCACGUAUCCCUCCGACCGUGUUUGGCAUUUCGGGGUACAGCGGCGCCGGCACCAAGUCUGGUGGGGGCCGCACCGACGGUGGCAGCCCCGUCACCUAUCCCAAACUCGAUCCCGCAUCCCUGAACGGCGGUGUGCGUCCGUAUGCUCUCACCGACCACAUCCACGAGCGCGAAGCGAGGCAUCAUCUCUCGUCGCUGCUUGAUGGCCAAAAAGUGGAAGUAGCCUUCACGCCGGUUGUUGCUCCAUGGUUCCAAGGCAUUAUCUCGACUGCCAGCAUUCCACUGCGCGAGAAGCUAACUGCAAAGCAGGUCAAGGAGCUUUUCCAGACCAAGUACGGCGACGAAAAGCUUGUCGAGUUGCUUUCCCACGUUCCGGAGAUCAGCGACAUUGCCUUCAAGCACGGAUUCAAGGCCGGCGGCUUUCAAGUUCAUUCGGGCGGAGACCGCGUCGUUAUUGUCGGCGUCCUCGACAACCUCUUGAAAGGCGCCGCCACCCAGUGCCUCCAAAAUCUCAACCUCGCACUCGGCUUCGACGAGCACGCAGGCAUCCCAUUGGCAUAG